This is a messenger RNA of Polistes dominula (European paper wasp), 1212 nucleotides long. RefSeq names its product odorant receptor 10. Gene Ontology annotation, biological process: detection of chemical stimulus involved in sensory perception of smell; sensory perception of smell. Gene Ontology annotation, cellular component: plasma membrane. NCBI's taxonomy places the organism in Eukaryota, Metazoa, Arthropoda, Insecta, Hymenoptera, Vespidae. Gene Ontology annotation, molecular function: odorant binding; olfactory receptor activity. The record is from RefSeq and is a predicted model, not a curated record.
AUGAAAUGGGCAUCAAUUCAAAAUCAAAAUUACAAAAAGGAUUUGAAUUACAGUAUAGAAUUGAAUCGUUUGUUGCUGAAACAAAUAGGUGUUUGGCCAGCACCCAUAAACGUAUCUUGGAUGGAAAUAAUAUUGUAUCGUAUAAUAAAUAUAAUAUGUACAUCCUUGAUUGGUUUUUUAUUAAUAUCCGCGUCUCUUUACAUUUUGGUGGACGAAAAAAAUAUAGAAAUGAAAUUGAAAACAAUCGGACCGAUAAGUUUUUGUUUAAUGGUAUUAGCAAAGUAUUGGUUAUUUGUAAUACGUGAGAAAAAUAUUAAUCGUUGCGUAAAUCAUAUGGAAACCGAUUGGAAAAAUGUCAAACGAGAAAGUGAUCGACAAAUUAUGAUAGAAAGUGCACUUUUUGGUCGACGUAUCGUCAUUGUAUCAGCUGCAUUCACUUACAGCGGUGUUUUUUUUUAUCAAGUUGUGUUACCCCUAACAUCGGCCAAAGUUGUCAUUGGAAAUUAUACUUUCAAACCGUUAGCUUAUCCCAUGUCAAAGAUUUUUGUUGAUGCUCGUCAAAGUCCAGCAAAUGAAUUGAUGAUACCAUUAGAAUGUUUAUGUGGUUUUGUCAUGAAUGCAGUAACCGUAGGAGCUUGCAGUUUGGCUGCUGUAUUUGCAUUACACGCAUGUGGUCAAUUGAAAAUCAUGAUGUCUUGUUUGGAUAAUCUUGUUGAUGGUAGACCGGAUGAAAAUGAUACUAUUAAUGAUAGAUUAACCGAUAUUAUUCAACAACACGUACGUGUUCUCAGUUUUGUUGCAUUUACCGAAGAACUUUUGCAAGAGAUUUCCCUCGUUGAAGUUUUAGGAUGCACAUUGAACAUAUGUUUGCUUGGUUAUAAUCUUAUUGCGGGUUGGGAUAAGGGAGACAUGGUCUCUGAUUUGACAUAUAUCGCACUGAUAAUAUCUUUUGCAUAUAAUAUAUUUAUAUUUUGUUAUAUUGGUGAACUUCUUGCUGAAGAGUGCAAAAGGGUAGCAGAAGCAACAUAUAUGAUCGAUUGGUAUCGAAUUCAAGGGAAAAAAAGUCUUGCGUUACUUUUAAUUAUCGCAAUGUCGUCGUCCUCGAUAAAAUUAACUGCUGGAAAGUUUGUCGAAUUAUCGAUCAGUAGUUUCGGUGACGUGAUCAAAGCAUCGGUUGCUUAUUUAAACAUGCUACGAACUGUGACAACUUAA